GAAGAAUCGAAAAAGAGUCAUCCCUUUUCCCUCAAAUCAUAUCCUCGCUAAAGAGCUUUUACAAGAAAGGCAACGGAAGCAGAUUCUCCAACAGCCUCAACCAACCAAUUGCAAAACCGAAUACUCCAUGAAUUAAACAUUUUUCAGAGCGAGAAAAGGGGAGAAGAGAUGACAACGCCAUCAUUGAGACCUCCGCAUUUUCAAUCAUUCAGACUCCCUCACUUCACCACAGCAAUUCCCAUUCCAGCUACUGCUACUAGUUUCACCCAUUUCGUUUCUCUCUCCUCCCCUUCGCUUGGGCAUGGCAGAUUUGCCCCUUCCUGCUACUGUUCUUUACCGAGAAAAAAGUUGCUUUGUGGAUAUGAUGGGGUACAGCAAAGCAUAGGGGAAUUUGUAGAAGGAGACAAGAAUGAGAUCCAGAUGCUAGGCUCAGAUGAAGAAGUCUCGACUCAGAUUCCAACUCAAGCUCAGUCUAUUGUUGAAGGUUCUGGAGCUGUUAUGGUGUCUGAGUAUAGACCUGCCCCUGAUGUAGACUAUCUGCAGGAAUUACUAGCAAUUCAACAACAAGGCCCCAGAGCAAUUGGUUUCUUUGGCACACGAAACAUGGGGUUUAUGCACCAAGAACUCAUUGAGAUUCUCAGCUAUGCACUGGUCAUAACUAAAAACCAUAUCUUCACUUCAGGAGCUUCAGGGACUAAUGCUGCUGUUAUUAGAGGAGCUCUUCGAGCUGAAAAACCAGAGCUGCUAACUGUGAUACUUCCGCAAAGUUUGAAAAAGCAGCCUCCAGAGAGUCAGGAGCUACUUUCCAAAGUAAAACAUGUGAUAGAGAAGCCUUACAACGAUAAUCUUCCAUUGAUAGAGGCUAGCAGGUUGUGUAACAUGGACAUCAUAUCUCAAGUGCAGCAGGUCAUUUGUUUCGCCUUUCAUGACAGUAGGUUGCUCAUGGAGACGUGUCAAGAGGCGAAGAACAUGCGGAAGAUUGUCACUCUGUUUUAUCUGGAUUGAUUGAGGCUCAAUCCAAAACUUGAAAUCUUGUUUUGUUUGUAGAGUAAAUGCACAAAACAAAUGUUUUUUUUUUGUUAUAUCCAUGUUAGAGGAAUUUGAAAUAUAUAUGGCCCCAUUGGGUGUAAUAUGAUGAAUUUCAUCAUCUUUUGAUUAUACAGCAAAUGAAAAACUAUUUAGGGCA
This is a messenger RNA of Salvia hispanica, 1186 nucleotides long. RefSeq lists its product as uncharacterized. NCBI's taxonomy places the organism in Eukaryota, Viridiplantae, Streptophyta, Magnoliopsida, Lamiales, Lamiaceae. The record is from RefSeq and is a predicted model, not a curated record.